CUUCAACUUUCCGGAUACUGAACGUGGGGCUGUGCAGAUCUUGCUGCUAACGGCUCAAGUCAUAACCAAAUCAAGUCAAAGCGUAGCGGAGACUUACGAUGACCAAGGUGCCGCGUGCUGUCGUGAACUUCCUGUCCGACACCGUCACGUGCCCCACCGUCGGCAUGCGCCAGGUGAUCGCGGCUGCUGAGGUGGGCGACGACGUGUUCGGCGCAGAUCCGUCCGUGAAGCGGCUCGAGAAGGUGGCGGCCGAGCGACUGGGCAAGCCUGCUGCGCUCUACGUGCCCUCUGGCACCAUGUCGAACCUCAUCGCUAUUGGCACGCACUGCCGCCGGGGGGAUGAGGUUAUCUGCGGUGACAAAGCCCACAUCUUCCUCUACGAAGGCGGUGGAGCCAGCGGUACAGCAAACCACGACUACUACACUACAAUGUAGCUGACUGAGGUUUUCUUGUUCUCUGCAGCGUACAUGGGAGUGAGUCUACACACCGUACCCAACCAGCCGGACGGGACCCUCGACAUUAAGGACAUUCACAACGCCGUCCGAGACGACGACCCGCACUACCCGCGCACGAGACUCGUAGAGAUCGAGAACACGCAGAACACCUGUGGAGGACGGGUACUACCUUUGUCCUACAUUCGCGAGGUCGAGCAGUUCUGUCAGGAGCGUGACCUUCGCCUGCACGUCGAUGGAGCUCGACUGGCCAACGCCAGCGUGGCGUCCGGCAUCCCCAUGGACGAACUGGCACGUGGUGCCGAUUCGGUCUCACUCUGUCUGAGCAAAGGUUUGGGCGCUCCGGUCGGCUCCAUCCUUGCCGGAUCAGAAGAGUUCAUCCAUCACGCCAGGAGGCUUCGCAAGUCUCUGGGCGGUGGCAUGCGCCAAGCCGGUAUCAUCGCAUCGGCAGGGCUGUACGCGCUUGAGAACCAGUUCGACCGUCUCGAAGAAGACCAUGUGAAUGCGCAGGCUCUCGCGCACGGCAUCUCUAGCAUUCCGGGCGUCGAAAUUGACCCAAGCACAGUGGAUACGAACAUUGUCUUCUUUACAUUGACCAAGGACGCCAAGCUGGACGCGACGACGCUCGUGCAGAAAUUGGGAUCCGAGAAGGGGGUGCUCGUUGGGGCCUACGCCGACGGCAACCGCGUGCGAGCCGUGACCAACCUGCACAUAUCUGCGGAAGAUGUUGAGUACACCGUAUCGUCGGUCCGCGCGCUGUUGAACUGAGAUCGUGGGGGACUUCACUGCGUUGUUUGGUUAUCGAAGAGAGAAGUGCAUUUCAGGUGCAUGAAGGAAGUUGUUGCAGCCGGAGGGAUGGCUGUGCACGUGCUGAUGAAGAUUCGUGGCCACGACCGGAAAGUUUUGGCUAACAAAGAUCCUAAAGUUGAAGCAUGAAUGUGGGGAGUAAUUGUCAGAGUUUCAUCAGGAGAUGUAUGCGAAGGAACAGCGCUGGUUAUGGAUGUUGACGAACUUGUAUUUGGUGACAAACUUGCACAUGUGGAUUGAUGACGAUAACACCUUCAUGAAUCAUAUGAGCGCAGACUUUAAGACAGAAUCAUGCACUAGUUGAAUGGCAUCACCUUCAGGAUGAAUACAAGAGGCGGAAACAAGAAGAGCGCCGACGUUGCAACCGUGCCACGCAACUCGCCUCUGGAAAAACGUGAAUUACAUCAAACAGGCCUCAGGUUGUGGUGGAGCAGGUCAUUCCCGAUUUUAACAAGCUGGUCGAAGUUCUUCGAUGUAACCUUGACAGUGGCGUUUGAUCGUUUCCAGCUUCAGGUUUCUCUGCUGUGUGCACCGAAACGGAAUUCCUGUGGGAUUUAUUGGCGGUGAGUCUAGUGGGCCAGCAAAUAAAACGUAUGCUUUGACAUUGCA
Molecule: messenger RNA, 1868 nt
Organism: Phytophthora nicotianae INRA-310
Lineage: Eukaryota; Oomycota; Peronosporomycetes; Peronosporales; Peronosporaceae
Exons: 2
Coding region: 468-1220 (250 amino acids)
Biological process (GO): glycine biosynthetic process; L-threonine catabolic process
Cellular component (GO): cytosol
Molecular function (GO): L-allo-threonine aldolase activity
Source: RefSeq, a predicted model, not a curated record